Molecule: messenger RNA, 1241 nt
Organism: Tripterygium wilfordii
Lineage: Eukaryota; Viridiplantae; Streptophyta; Magnoliopsida; Celastrales; Celastraceae
Exons: 5
Coding region: 180-962 (260 amino acids)
Molecular function (GO): ubiquitin binding
Source: RefSeq, a predicted model, not a curated record
AUACACGUACGGUGACAGGCAAAAUGGAAUACGAGUAAAAAAAGGAGAAAAAGAAACCACAAAGUCUACAGAAAUCUUAAAACCCUAAUACUAUUUUCACCCGGAUUGAUCCAAAUCUUGCGAGAAUUCUGAGAAUCCGUUGUUGAUAUUUGUGAGGUUUUGAAGCAGAUUUAGCGAAAAUGUCUGCGGCAGUAUGCGGUAGCAAGAGAUCGUUCUUCGACGAACUCCCUUCUCCGUCAUCUCCUCCAUCGGCUUCUAAGAAGCUUCGCCGUUGCUCGUCUUCAUCGCCUCCUCCGAUUCGUUUGUCUCCUCCUUCUCUUGUUCAUCAGCUCCGUUCUGUGUUCCCUCUCAUGGAGCCCCAGCUUCUUCAGAAAGUAAUGGACGAAUGUGGAAAUGAUUUAGAUGCUACAGUCAAAAGACUGUGUGAGCUUGGAUUGGGGUCCUCAGAUGAAAUGUUGGGUUCUGCCGCAGAAUCAGAUGCAACUUUGGAGAAAGGAAAAUUUGCUGAUGCUGGAGAUCUGGCUGCAUCUGUGAACAACCUUCCUGUGGAUGGUGCUGGAUGGGUGGACCUGUUUGUGAGGGAAAUGCAAAGUGCUACUAGUCUGGAUGAUGCCAGAGCACGCACAUCAAGUCUGCUGAAGAUACUUGAAAAAUCCAUCUGUCAAAAAGCCGGGGAAGCUGUGGCCCAAAGUUUUCAGAAGGAGGGUUGUAUGCUGAAGGAACAAAUUGAAGGGGUGAUCCGAGAAAAUACAAUAUUGAAACGUGCUGUGGCUAUUCAGCAUGAACGGCAAAAAGAGUUUGAGGACAGGAACAAGGAGGUCCAGCACUUGAAGCAGUUAGUGUCUGAGUAUCAGGAACAGUUGAGAAAACUUGAGGUAAACAAUUAUGCCUUGAUGAUGCGUUUGAGACAGUCCCAACAAAGCAGCCCCAUCAUUGGACGUUUCAAUCCUGAUGUAUUCUAAUGAAGAUAUGAAGAUUUGGCUUUUGUUACAGUUUUCUGUGUUUUUGCUGAAGGAUUUAUUUAAGGUGCAGUUAAGUGGUUUUCGUUAAUGUUGCGCCCUAGUUCAGUGUUUUCUGAGGAGUUACUCAUUUGUGAUAUUUUGAGUACACAGAAAUAAUCCGUAGUACAUCUAUUUAAUAUCUAGCCUUUGUAAUCUACUGUAUUAAUCGAAACUGGAGAUCCUGCAUAUGCGCCUGUACAAACUACAAACAUAUAAGAGAAGCCAUUCAUUUUUGGCAAA